Molecule: messenger RNA, 504 nt
Organism: Klebsormidium nitens
Lineage: Eukaryota; Viridiplantae; Streptophyta; Klebsormidiophyceae; Klebsormidiales; Klebsormidiaceae
Source: the annotation of a GenBank genome assembly
AUGGCUGCACACCGAGCCCAAGCGCAGGCGGCUGGAGGGGAAGGCCAAACGAAGCUUGUAGACCUGUGCUCUGGCGCGCUCUUAAAGAAAAUUGGCGCCAACGCUGACAAGCUUACGGCGACCUUCUGCUAUGGUGGCGCUGUGGACAUCCCGUUAGAUGGUCUGAAGCUGUUCUACAUGCAGACCAAGAACGACCAAAACCAGGCGAAGAUUCUUGACAUCCCUGUGCAAAGAGGUCGGGAGGAAGACUUCCUGGAUUUGUUGAGCGCUUGUGAGGUAGCCACUUUUGGAAGGAGAAAGGAGGAUGUCCUGGACCCUUCGUAUAGGAAGGCCCUCAAGCUCGGCAAGGACUACUCUUGUACCUUCAACCUUUCUGAGUACAGCAUCCUGUCCGAAGUUCAGCGGGUCAUGGCGCCGGACGCGCUUGGCAUCAGAGCGGAGCUUCACAAACUCAACGUGUACAGGCAAGACAGCAGCACAAUCCUCGUCCGAAAUCAAGGCUAG